This is a messenger RNA of Sodiomyces alkalinus F11, 1000 nucleotides long. RefSeq lists its product as hypothetical. The record is from RefSeq and is a predicted model, not a curated record. The transcript has 2 exons. The coding region runs from base 221 to 655 and encodes 144 amino acids. Gene Ontology annotation, biological process: mitochondrial respiratory chain complex IV assembly. Gene Ontology annotation, cellular component: respiratory chain complex IV; mitochondrial intermembrane space; mitochondrion. NCBI's taxonomy places the organism in Eukaryota, Fungi, Ascomycota, Sordariomycetes, Glomerellales, Plectosphaerellaceae.
CGUCCAUGGAUUGAAAACGAACCCGUUCGUCGACAUCAUCACUUUUCGUUGACGUGCAUAGCGACACCGCCUUUUCCAUAUCCCGCAACAUACAAAUCUUUUGCUCUAAAGGAUCAAUACCUGAUUCAAUUGCUUUACGGAGCUUCGGAGCUUCUAUCUCCUCCCCAUCCCUCACGGCCUUCCAUCCUUCGAAGCAACCGAUUCGAACCCAAUCCCCGGCAUGGGUCUCUUCGAUCCGUUCAAGUCGCCCGAAGCCAAACGCGCCGAAGAAGUGCGUGCCGGUGCCGUGGCCCCAGAUCGUCGCGAGCGCGCCAAGUGCUGGGAAGCCCGCGACGCUUACUUUGCCUGCCUCGACCGCGUCGGGGUGAUCGACGCCCUGAAGGAUGAUAAACAGGCGCGGAAAGGCUGUCCCGCCGAGAACGCUGCAUUUGAACGGGACUGCGCUGCUGCUUGGGUCAAGUAUUUCAAGCAGUGGCGUGUAGCCGACAUCCAGAAGAAAGCCAGAAUAGCCCAGCUCGAAGCCGAGGGUGCGGUCCAGAUAGAGCUCACACCAACAUUCGAGGAGGCGGCAAGUGGUGAUUCUGGUUCCAGUGGCGUACCCAAGGGUACAAGUAAGGAGGAAAUUCAACAGCUACUUGCUAAGAAGAGGGGCUGAAUUGGAGGCAUCCCUUUCUUGCACUUCCUACCGCGAGGUGAAAGGGGCCGAUGAAGACGGCGACGAGACGCUACGACCGCCUUGGCUACCCUCGACUCGAAGCGGAACCUCUCUCGCACCUUGAACGGAGGCUGCAUAUACUGUACAAUACUGGGCGCUGUAUCAUAUUUCUCCUGGCCAUCUAUUCUCACGACGGCACCAAAGUGUCAAGUCUAUGCACAUUCUCAACUUAUGUAUAAUGAAAAAUAUAGUACUAUUUCUUAGGGGGCCUGAUUCCGCAACUUCCUCAGGACGGGGGACUACGGAGUUGACCAGCAUUAUUGCACGAUGCAAGAGCUUUCCCUC